This is a messenger RNA of Daphnia magna, 1017 nucleotides long. RefSeq lists its product as uncharacterized. NCBI's taxonomy places the organism in Eukaryota, Metazoa, Arthropoda, Branchiopoda, Diplostraca, Daphniidae. The coding region runs from base 16 to 933 and encodes 305 amino acids. The transcript is spliced from 2 exons. The record is from RefSeq and is a predicted model, not a curated record.
AACGGAUGUUCGGCCAUGAUUCGGACAUCCGACGGCAGAAAUGUGCUAUAUGGGACUGUUGUGCCAGACAUUUGGAUCUUCCAGGCUGAUGACAAUUCUUCAAAAUGUUGGUAUCCUAAAACUUCUCGGCACAUUUCAUCAAAGAAACGUGAAGUACCAAAACCAUGUUGGUAUGUUUAUCCUUGUAUCGUCAGAAAGGAAUAUGGUAUAACAAUUUACAGUUUCAUAUUGUGUGGUUUUUCAAAUUUUGUUUACAUUUCAUCAGAUUCAUAUGAAUCUGCUCGUUCACAGGAGCACAUUGCUUUAAUUCAAUCAGACAUUAAUACUGAGGGUAAAGAUGAUGCCAGUCAACCUAACACGUCAUUGGGAAGGGGAAAGAGACACAAGAGGCCGAAUAAAAGAUUCUUGCCUUCAAGUGAUGAUGAAAGCGUUGGUGUAUAUGGACCCACCCAGCCAGAAACAAUUGUGAUUCCAAUAAUUCCAGGUAGCUUAUGUAGGAAUUCUGUUGAUGGUGGUGUUCCUGCUGUGCACCCAACAGCACCACUUGCAGUUCAGCGGAGAUGCAAUAAUUCUGUUGAUGACCCUGGUGUAUCUGGGCCCACUCAUACAGAAGCAAUUGUGAUUCCAACGGUUCCAGUUAGCCUAUUAAGGAAUUCUGUUGGUGGUGUUCCUGCUGCACUGCCAAUGACACCAUUUGAAGUUCAGCAAAGUUGCAGUAACUCUUUUGAGGAAGUCUCACAGCAUAUGAGAGGGGAAAUUACUGUUAAUUCUACGGAUGACAAUUCACCAGUUUCCUACAACAAUUUGUAUUCACAAGAAAUGCCCUAUUCCGGCACGAUUGUAAAUCAGCGGAUGAGUGUUGCGGUACCGAAUCAAUCAAACAUCUUGAGCGAAGGUAGUAUGUUUAGUUUGUUGGAAUGUUUUCGAAAAUAAAUGUUUAAAUCCUCUGUUUAGUAGAAAUGCCCAACGGUAGUACGCGUAAUGUUUUUUUUAAAUCAGAGGAAUCCAUCAAACACC